CCGUGCCGCCAUGACAGCGUUGUCGACAGCUGGCCCAAGGCGACGUCACAUUAAUUAAGAUACUUUCUAAAUUCCCGCUCUUAAAAUGAGCUCGGGUUCAACUUGUGCCGUUGUGGGUUGCCACAACAACUCAAGGAAGUUGAAGUUUUGGUCAGAAACGUCUUGCUUCGUUCAUAAACGGCUCCGACAGACGUGUCCGUGUCCCGCGCCCUACGCCUUGCACUCCAUGCCGAGGAAGGGGGAACGCGGAGCGGCGUGGCUUGCGGCUUUGAGACUGAAACGCCCUCCGAGGAGAGUGUACGUCUGCUCCUUCCACUUUGUUCAUAAAAAGCCCACGGAUCUGCACCCCGACCCGGAGCUCUACCUGGGCUACGACCGGAGGGGAGAGCUAGUCCGUGCGACUCUGACUGAAACGGCUAACGUCAAUUCCAGCAGCAGCGUUGAUGAAGACGUUGAAGAUGGGCCUCACUGCUCAGUGGACUACCCCUCGACUGUCUCAGACCAGACCGGCCUCUCAAGUUCUGCAACACCUCCUGACCCACGGCUGCGCUCACGCCAUACACAGUGGGAGGACCCUGCACGACAAGGUCACGAUCGCAGCCAGAGAGCCAGCAGAGAAGAUGUGCAGCAUAAGACGACUCCGUGUGACGAGAGUGGCUGCUUUAUGCUCCAAAGUGACGCAGAUGCUUUGCUCUACACCGGCGUAGCCCUGGAAACCUUUAACAUGCUUGUGUCAACACUAGAAGGACAUGCUAGUAAUUCAUUUACAAUGUCUGUGCGAGAUCAAGUGCUCAUGACACUUGUGAAACUAAAGACAAACCAUGUAAUAGGUGCUCUGAGCAGGCAGUUUCGUGUAUCGCAGAGCAUGGCUGGCAAGAUAAUCUCCUAUUGGAUUGACAAACUGGAGGAAGUUUUGCGACCUCUAAUUCCGUGGCUUCCAAGAGAAACUGUUCGGGCAACCAUGCCUGCAGCAUUUAAGAUGCACUUUUCUAAUACAACAUGCAUUGUAGACUGCAGUGAGAGCCUUUUACAAAAACCCCAAAAGCUUGAUUCAAGAGGGGAAUCAUACAGCCAUUAUUGCCAUUAUUAUUCACAUAACACUGUGAAAUACCUGGUAGCUAUUGCGCCGUGUGGACUAAUCGUGUUCGUUUCUGCAGCAUAUGGAGGGCGAUGCAGUGACAAAUUCAUCACCAUGGACUCAGGAAUAUUGGACUACUUAAUGCCUGAAGAUGAGGUCAUGGCAGAUAGAGGCUUUACCAUAAAUAACUUGCUGUUUGAGAGAAAGGUGAAAUUGGUAAUGCCUUUUACAAAAAAACGUGGACAGCUCACUGAGGAUCAGGUGACAAGCACUAGACGAAUUGCACAUGUGAGAAUUCAUGUUGAAAGAGCAAUCCGGCGUUUGAAAGUUUACAAAAUACUGUCACAGGUUGUCCCUAUUACCAUGGCUCCUAAAAUAGACAAGAUUCUAAGAGUAUGCGCUGCUCUUGUCAAUUUAAGCAGCCCGGUAUCACGAGAUUUCGUGUCAUAGUCACGAAAUUUAA
Messenger RNA from Lampris incognitus (smalleye Pacific opah), 1541 nucleotides. RefSeq lists its product as uncharacterized. Lineage: Eukaryota; Metazoa; Chordata; Actinopteri; Lampriformes; Lampridae. Bases 86 to 1528 code for a protein of 480 amino acids. The record is from RefSeq and is a predicted model, not a curated record. The transcript is spliced from 2 exons.